This is a messenger RNA of Carcharodon carcharias (great white shark), 3993 nucleotides long. It is a transcript of the gene sirt1, whose product is annotated as sirtuin 1. Gene Ontology annotation, molecular function: NAD+ binding. The transcript is spliced from 9 exons. The coding region runs from base 15 to 2093 and encodes 692 amino acids. The record is from RefSeq and is a predicted model, not a curated record. Lineage: Eukaryota; Metazoa; Chordata; Chondrichthyes; Lamniformes; Lamnidae.
UCCGGUGCUGCAAGAUGGCGGAUUCGGCGGAGGCUGAGGCCGAGGCCGGGGAGCAGCUCAGCAAGAAAGCCCGGCUGGAGGCUGGAGCAGGCCGGACCGACACCCACACCAGGGCCGAGGAGCCGGCCGAGGAAGCGCGGAGGAGGCGAGCGGCUGGGGCCGAGCGCCAGGACUGCGGGCCAGGGGGAUGCUAUAAUCCGGAGAGCGGGGCGGCACCGGGGGCAGCCAACUUACCUGUGGGACAUGUGGUAAAUGCUGCUUCAGAGGAAAUUGUUCCAAAUGGAAUUCGUUCAUGGGAAAGUGAUGAAGAUGACAAAACCUCGCAUGCUAGCUCAAGUGACUGGACUCCACGUACCCGGAUAGGUACAGGUCCUUAUAGUUUUGUCCAGCAACAUCUUAUGCUGGGUACAGACCCACGGUCUAUCCUGAAGGAUCUGUUGCGAGGGAGCAGUCCUCCACCCGACCUCGAUGACAUGACAUUGUGGCAGAUUGUGCUCAACAUUUUGUCAGAGCCACCAAAACGGAAGAAGCGCAAAGAUAUUAACACCCUAGAGGACGUGGUGAGGAUCUUGAAAGAGAGCAAGAAAAUCAUGGUCCUCACUGGAGCUGGGGUUUCUGUUUCAUGUGGGAUACCGGACUUCAGGUCAAGAGAUGGGAUUUAUGCUCGAUUAGCAGUAGACUUUCCAGACCUUCCAGAUCCUCAUGCCAUGUUUGACAUUGAAUACUUUAGAAAAGACCCCAGACCGUUUUUUAAGUUUGCAAAGGAGAUUUAUCCUGGUCAGUUCCAGCCAUCUCUUUGUCACAAAUUUAUAGCCUUGCUGGAUAAGCAAGAGAGGCUGCUGCGGAAUUACACCCAGAACAUAGAUACCCUGGAGCAGGUUGCUGGCAUUCGCAGGAUUGUCGAGUGUCAUGGCUCAUUUGCGAUGGCUUCUUGUCUAAUGUGCAAAUAUAAGGUCGAUUGUGAAGCAAUUAGAAAAGAUGUUUUCAAUCAGGUAGUGCCCCAGUGCCCGAGAUGUCCUCCUGAUGUUCCUCUUGCCAUUAUGAAGCCAGAUAUAGUGUUCUUUGGAGAAAACUUACCAGAGCAAUUUCACAGGAGUAUGAAAUAUGACAAAGAUGAGGUUGAUCUCCUAAUUGUGAUUGGAUCUUCCUUAAAAGUGCGGCCAGUGGCUCUCAUACCAAGCUCUAUACCACACCAUGUACCUCAGGUGCUGAUUAAUAGGGAGCCCCUGAAUCACCUUAACUUUGAUGUGGAACUGCUGGGUGAUUGUGAUGUUGUCAUUAAUGAACUAUUUCAUCGUUUGGGUGGAGAGUUUGAAGAACUUUGCAGCAUUCCAGUAAAACUGACAGAAAUCACAGAAAAACCCCCACGAUUGCAAAAAGAAUCGAAACGUCUGUCAUUUGAUCUCCCUCCCACUCCUCCUGUUUUAACAGAAGAUUCUAGUUCGUGUGAACAAGAAAUGGAGUCUCACAAACUGAUAACCAGAAAAGGUUCUACAGUUAAAAGUUAUGAACCCAUUGCAGAAUCCACUACCAGUUGUGCAAAAGAAAUUCCAGAGGAAUCGGAGAUGGAAAGAAUUUUUUAUGAAAAGGAACUGGAGAGUAAGACCCCUGUGGCAGAAAGUUCUGGAAAUUGUACCAGCAAUUUACAUGUCACCCAACCUGUUGAAGGUAGUUGUCCAAAUACUGAACACUGUGUUCCAAGUGAUAUAAAACAUGCUAAGGAAACGCUAAAAAAAAGCUGGGGCAGUAAAUAUCCAAAAGAGCAAAUCAGCAAGCGAUUGGUUGAUUCCCAGUAUCUGUUUUUGGCACCCAAUCGCUACAUUUUCCACGGUGCCGAAGUCUACUCAGACUCUGAGGGAGAUGAGGCUUCAUCUUCUGGCAACAGUGACAAUGAGUCCUGUAGCAGCAGAAGUGUUGGUGACGGAGAAGAGGAGAGUGAUGUUGAAGAAUUUUAUCAUGAGCUAGAGGAGGAUGGUAGAACUCCAUACUUUGGGACUGAGAGUGAGCAUUUUGGAGAUGGCGAUGUGUUGAGUGAAUCAGUUGAAAAUCCCACCAUGCAAGGUGAAUGUGAAGAUACUAAUCCCUUGGAGUAAGAGGCACAAUUGCAUGAUUCUGUUAUGUUACGCUAUCCACCAGCAUUAACCACUUUUAGGACAAUUUUUAUAGCCAGUGAGCUGUCCUGGACAUACAAUGGCUGGUAAUGAUCAUGCAGAACUUCAGUCUGAAACUUCCUAUUCAGUCUAUCAUACACUGAAAACACUAGAUGACCUUUAUUAGCUACUUUUCACUGAAUAUGGUACAUCUACCAAAUACGAAUCUUGCAUAUUUGGACAACCAUUUAAUACUGAGUUCAUUGGCAUUGCCUUUAAUGUAAACUUUUAUUUUUAUGGCGGGGGGCAGAGAGUCUCUUCCCUGCCAAAAUGUUUCACUUUGUUUUAGUUUUUUUUCCAUUUUGAUUUAAAUGCUUUGAGAUGUACAGCUAUUUAAUACAGUUCUUCAGAAGCUAAAAUGAAUGUUCUGUACAUAUUUUUGUGUGUGCUUGUUCAAAAGCCAUUUAAUUGCUGAAAAGGAUAAAAGGGAACAGGUAAAAAGACCAAAGAACAGCAGGAAAUCUCAAUGACUAGAGCUGCAACAGAAGUUUAAGAAGCUCUGUUGCAGAAUUUAUUUUAGAGCAGUGGGUGGUUUGUUGAAGCAUAUCACAUUUUGUUUUUCCAGUUUGUAUCUUCUCUCAUGAAACAGUAGUUAUAAUGUUUUCUAUGAGAUGAGCUGGCAGCUAAUUUAUACACCAAGGUUACUAUUUUUCAUUGAGUUUAAGCUGUAUAUUAGAAGCUGGUAAGUACUUUUGAGGCAUACUCAAGUUGAGUGGAUUUAAGAACAUUUUUACACUAUGUAGCCUUAUAGAGAUUUGUAGGGUUUGCUCUUGGUGCCAGUUCUGCGCAGACCUGGUUCCAGGUUUGGUACGUAGCAGAUUCAUGUCGUUCCUUGCAUUUUCUUCCUGUGGAAAUGAGAUGUAAAAUGUGUAAUUUUAAUAACUGAAGUGUUUGGACACCAUUGCAGAAUUGAAGAUGGAACACUGAAGUAAGACUGAGCUCUAGUUCCUGCUGAAGUGCCUACAUUCUGACUCCCCAUUGUAUUGGAAGGCUAAAUUAUUUUCUUUAAAUUUUUUGACCUAUUGUUAAUUGCAAAUAAUAAGCAGAGCAGUUUAAUGAAAUCUUAAAUAACCUGCCAGAUAUGAAUUAUGCAAUUUUUUUUUACACAAAUGUUUUAUUAAAUAGGUCCUUUAUAAUGUGUUGGUCGACUGAUUCUAUAUUCUGCCAAAUAAAUAGUGUAAGUACAGUCUGGCAUAUAGAAGAAAUCUUUGUUUAAACAUUAAAAUGGGUGUAUUACAUUUUGCUAAAAAAUUGUAAGAAUUAAAAUCUAGCUGAGGAUGUUAGAAGUUGGUAAAGGGUUUUGUUUUGUAAUGAUCCCCUUCAGUGAAAGAGCUAAAAAUUUUGACUUAUUUUUGCACUCUACAAGAACUAAACUAAAAUUUGGCUUGGAGACAAAUUUCUCUCCUUGCCCCAUCCAUAUCUGGGGCACUGACAUUUUGACACAUCUGGAAUUGUUUAUCUCAAUGUUUUUUUUUAUAUGGCAUAAAUUGCCUUUUUAUUUUGUACUCUGAUUUCCAGAGAUACCGCUCACUGUUCUUCAAAUGUGUAAAACUCUAGCUAGUUUUUAUUGGGGAAGGGGGAGGUGGGGGAAAUUAAAAAGAGAAGCAUGGUUAAAAACCUCCAACAAUUAAAAAGUUUGGUAAAAUAAGACUAUAAAUGCUUUCCAUUGUGCUAGUCUUGGCUUUGACUGAUGUGGGAGAGAAAAACUUUGCUAACCUCAGUUAUCUCAAGGUAAUGCAGCACUGUAGCAGGUUUAGAUCCGUAUGUUAUGUUCUUUUUGUUCUUCAGCUGAGAAACAACAGAGGCCGCUGCUGCCUAGUCCAAUCUGGUUUACCCUGGAAUA